AUGUCGACCACCCCGAUUUCGAAGCCAAGAUCCUCAACGCCGACGGUGUUCGAGCAGCAGCGCGGAGAGCUAGUUCGGGAGAUUGCCGGUGGAAUGGAGCAAGUCCUUCAAAAUAUCAACCGGUUAAACCGGAAUCUGGAGAGCAUUAUUUCGGUGGGCAACGAAUUCGGUUCCGUCGAGGCCCUGUGGUCUCAAUUCGAGAAUUUCAUGGCCAAGCCGGAACAAGAAGCCGAGAGUGGCACGAAACAGAAAGAACAUCACCAAGAUGAAGGCCAAAGCGAGGUCCAUGAGCAGGACUCGUGA
Molecule: messenger RNA, 303 nt
Organism: Aspergillus melleus
Lineage: Eukaryota; Fungi; Ascomycota; Eurotiomycetes; Eurotiales; Aspergillaceae
Gene: DAD1
Product: DASH complex subunit DAD1
Exons: 3
Coding region: 1-303 (100 amino acids)
Cellular component (GO): DASH complex; mitotic spindle; spindle microtubule
Source: RefSeq, a predicted model, not a curated record